Messenger RNA from Bubalus bubalis (water buffalo), 2892 nucleotides. It is a transcript of the gene DEK, whose product is annotated as DEK proto-oncogene. The record is from RefSeq and is a predicted model, not a curated record. Gene Ontology annotation, biological process: chromatin organization; regulation of double-strand break repair. NCBI's taxonomy places the organism in Eukaryota, Metazoa, Chordata, Mammalia, Artiodactyla, Bovidae. The transcript has 11 exons. Bases 197 to 1330 code for a protein of 377 amino acids. Gene Ontology annotation, molecular function: histone binding; DNA binding. Gene Ontology annotation, cellular component: nucleus.
CCGCCGCAUUCCCGCUUUCCUUCCCGAACCGCCAUUUUGAAAAUCGUGUUGAUUCUGGGCAGCCGAGAGCGCGGCGCGAGCGUCACGCCAGCGAGCGGCCCGUGCGCGUCCUCCUCGGCGCCCGUCGCCGCCUCCGGGAGCCUCUUCGUGCCCUCGCGCGCCAGGCCCGUGGCCGCCGGCACCCGCGGUCCACAGCAUGUCCUCCUCGGGCACAGCUGCGGAGGGAGAGGCAGCCCCCGCCCAGCCCGCGUCCGAAAAAGAGCCCGACAUGCCCGGCCCGAGAGAGGAAAGUGAAGAGGAGGACGAGGACGACGACGAGGAAGAGGAGGAGGAAGAGAAAGAAAAGAGCCUCAUUGUGGAAGGCAAGAGGGAAAAGAAGAAAGUAGAGAGGUUGACGAUGCAAGUCUCUUCCUUACAAAGAGAGCCAUUUACAAUCGCACAAGGAAAAGGGCAGAAACUUUGUGAAAUUGAAAGGAUACAUUUCUUUUUGAGUAAGAAGAAAACAGAUGAACUUAGAAAUCUCCAUAAACUGCUUUACAACAGACCAGGAACAGUGUCCUCAUUAAAGAAGAAUGUGGGUCAGUUCAGUGGCUUUCCAUUUGAAAAAGGAAGUAUCCAAUAUAAAAAGAAGGAAGAAAUGUUGAAAAAAUUUAGAAAUGCCAUGUUAAAGAGCAUCUGCGAGGUUCUUGACUUGGAGAGAUCGGGUGUAAAUAGUGAACUGGUGAAAAGGAUCUUGAAUUUUUUAAUGCAUCCAAAGCCUUCUGGCAAACCAUUGCCAAAAUCUAAAAAAAGUUCUAGCAAAGGCAACAAAAAGGAACGGAACAGUUCUGGGAUGGCCAGGAAAGCUAAGCGAACCAAAUGUCCUGAAAUCCUGUCAGAUGAAUCUAGCAGUGAUGAAGAGGAAAAGAAAAACAAAGAAGAGUCCUCAGAGGAUGAAGAUAAAGAGAGUGAAGAGGAGCCACCAAAAAAGACAUCCAAAAGAGAAAAGCCCAAACAGAAAGCCACUCCUAAAAGUAAAAAAUCUGUAAAAAGUGCUAAUGUUAAGAAGGCAGAUAGCAGUACCACCAAGAAGAAUCAAAAUAGUUCCAAAAAAGAAAGUGAAUCUGAGGAUAGUUCAGAUGAUGAACCUUUAAUUAAAAAAUUGAAGAAACCUCCUACAGAUGAAGAGUUAAAGGAAACAGUAAAGAAAUUAUUGGCCAGUGCUAACUUGGAGGAAGUCACAAUGAAGCAGAUUUGCAAAGAGGUAUAUGAAAAUUAUCCUGCUUAUGACUUAACUGAAAGAAAAGAGUUCAUAAAAACAACUGUUAAAGAGGAACACUCGACUCACUGAUCACAGCACCUGAACAUUUCUGGCUUAUCUCACCGUGUUUCACCAAAUUCAUUCUACACAGUCAGCACUCGUGUGAAGUAGUACUGUGUGACAUUCAUGAAGGUAUUAUCCAUGCCAGGUACUGGAGUUAAGAAUGAGUAAGACACAGCCCCCUCCCAUCAGACAAUCAGUGGUAAGUCAAACAAGCACAAGAAGUGAAUCAGUUCAUCCUUGUCUGGAGUUUUGCUGGAUGAGUAUUAACAAGAAGUUUAACAAACGGAAGGGAAAGACAAAAGGUGACUAUCAACAGAGAAAACCUCACCUGCAAGGAGGUUAUAGUGGGAAGAGAAUAAGCAAACCAGGACAGGAAAGUUAGGCUUGGAUUUACAACCAUUAGGUAUUCUUGCCUGGAAAAGUCCAUGGACAGAGAAGCCUGGCAUAUAUAGUCCUUGAGGUCACGAAGAGUCGGACGUGACUGAAGCGACUGAGCCCGCAUGCAACCAAGACAAAAUCUGGGAUGUGAUUAUGGGAGAAGAGUAGCUAAAACGUAGCCAAGUAGGUCAUAGAAAAGGGAAUAUAAGAAACACAAAGUUCCAUGUGAAUUUAGGUUACAUGUCACCCAAACUGAUAGCUGGCAUGAAAUGGAAAAACAUCCUGGUGCCAAAGACUUUAAUGAGUGGGAGGAUGAUCAGGAGGUCAGGGGGAACACCAUUAUUCGGGGGAAAAGAGUAGCAGAGUAAUAGAAACCUCAAAAGAAAUGGGUUAAGAAGUACUUAGUCGCUUCAGUUGUGUCUGACUCUUCGACCCUAUGGACAGUAGCCCGCCAAGCUCCUCUGUCCAUGGGAUUCUCCAGGCAAGAAUAAUGGAGUGGGUGCCAUGCCGUCCUCCAGGGUAUCUUUCUGACCGAGGAAUUGAACUCAGGUGUCCUGUGUUGCAGGCAAAUUCUUUACCACUGCACCACAGCCCUUUUAUAAGAAGAUGAGGUAGUAACCAGAGAAGACUCUUGAGAGUCCCUCGGACUGCAAGGAGAUCCAACCAGUCCAUCCUGAAGGAAAUCAGUCCUGAAUAUUCAUUGAAAGGACUGAUGCCGAACCUGAAACUCCAAUACUCUGGCCACCUGAUGUGAAGAACUGACUCACUGGAAAAGACCCUGAUGUUGGGAAAGAUUGCAGGCAGGAAAGGGGACUACAGAGGAUGAGACGCUUGGAUGGACUGACUUAGUGGACUUGAGUUUAAGUAAACUUGGGGAGUUGGUGAUGAACAAGGAAGCCUGGUGUGCUGCAGGCCAUGGGGUCACAAAGAGUUGGACACGACUGAGCAACUCAACUGAGGCAGCAAUUGUAUCAAAGCAGCAAAGAAAAGUCAAAUCUUCUAAAGCCUGUUCAUGGCCCUUUGGCCCUAUUAGGGCCGUUUUUUGGAAGCAGUUGACACUUGUGCCCUGGAAUGCAACCAUUAUGUUCUGUUCCUACAAAGUUGGUGCUUUAUAGCCCAAAGAGGAAAUCAAAGUCAGCUGGUUUUAAAAUGAUAUUCUUUUGUAAUAAUUCAAAAACCCUGAAAAUAUUAAAAACACUAUUUUAGAUGAA